AUGAAGCUCUUCGCUCGACUCAACGUGAUUGUGCUGCUCGCAAUCUCGGCUCUGCUAUUUGUGGCAUGGAAUCUGCGUUCAUAUCAUCCGAUCACGCGAGCAAAGAAAGUCUGGAGUCGCCAGACGACCGAGAUUGUAGUGUUUGGAGACUCAUGGAGCACCAACCGCCUCGAACUGCCUACCGCGCAAGCACCAGCGCCACCCAACAAGAAGCUAUGGACANNGGUUGUUUGCGACCGCAUCUACGACCUUGCCCAAUCACUGCCCUCCCAUCCUUCUCACCGCCGUGGUCCUGUGAUCGACAACGACAUUUUCGCCAAUCUGACCAAAUCGAUGAACUUUACUGCUGGCUCUGGGAACGUUGGAGAUUUCGGGCAUCAAGUUGACGUAUAUCUCGCCCAAGACGAUGCUAGAUGGCAAGAUGACGGAGAACAAAAGGGCUCGAAGACCACCACAACCAUCUUCACCGUCUUCUUCGGUAUCUGGGAGCUCUGGGACUUUGUAGACCUACCAGAAAAGGCCGUAUUACCUGCUGUGGUCGAUUGCGUUGCUUCCAUGUUUGCGCAAUUAGACCGCCUCGUUCAAGCCAAGUCGGUCUCGUCGCUUCGUCCAACCAUUAUCAUACCCACGGUGCCGGAUCCCAGUUUCUUCCCUCGUUGGAUCAGCCAGCGUACAUCUGCCAACGGAACAGACAAGUACGGUCAGCUCCAGCGGCACGCCGUCAUUCUGACCGAUCUCUGGAACAACGUGCUUCAGAAACAGGUCGCCGUUUGGGAUAAAGCUCAUGUUGUCAUGCCCGAUUUUGAUGCUUGGAUGCUCGAGACGAUGCGCGAACCCGAGAUCGACGAAACCGACCUCACAGCAGUCUCCAAUAUCAAGAAAGAUGCCAAAUUUACCGACUUGACCCAGCCCUGUAUCAGUUACACCGCCCCCUCUAGUGGAGAUGGAAUCGAAACCCAGCCAUUUACGAUAUGCGAUGAUCCGUCGCACUUCUUGUUCUGGUAUGUCAAAGCUUGA
Molecule: messenger RNA, 1017 nt
Organism: Aureobasidium musti
Lineage: Eukaryota; Fungi; Ascomycota; Dothideomycetes; Dothideales; Saccotheciaceae
Source: the annotation of a GenBank genome assembly